CCAUGGCAGGGAAGAAGAAUUUGUGAAUGUCAGAUGUUUAUUACAAGAGAUCGAUUGGAGCGCCUUAGUGCCUCAGACUCCCGCUUGUGCGUCAAAUGUUGUGCGUGUUUCCUCCGAACGGAGGCCCUAUUGCUCCCUAAAUUUGCACUAAGGAGCACCCCCUAAAUCACUUAACCCUGUGCCUACGUCUUAAUCCCAAGGUCAAGCUAAUUAAUCAUUAAUAUCGCACAAAGUGUCAUACUGUGUGUGUGCACAGUGCCCCAAUAAAGGCGCAACGUGUCCGCUAAAUACAAGUUCCCGAGGAUUACAAGAUCCUCGGGGAUUUACAAGACACCUGUGCUGUGGAUUUUGCAUAAAUUUUAACUUGACCGUUGGGGUGUGUUGUACGUAAAAGUAAGGCGCCCCUGAGGCGCCCAAUUGCCGGGGAAAAGACUUUUCUUGACACAGUCCAUCGUGUCUGGUGGAAGUGAACGUCUUUACGAGUGAAAUAGCACAAAAAAACUUGCCUUCUUUGUAACAUUAAGCCUGGCAUAGGCUCUAAAGCUAGGAGGAGGCUAGGCCGGGGGAUUUAAGUGAUAUGUGUGUGUAGAAGUGUAAAGUGAAAGAGAUAGUGGACAACGUGGGUGAGUGAAAGAGACAAAGAAAAAGAAUUCAAAUUGGGUCAACGACAGACUGAUUCGCUGCGGCGGCGCAAUGCGCCACAAAGAGGAACUUCAUCCGGGGGAAGUCCCUUUUCACGAGUCCAACGGUCGGAGAACGCGGGCCGCGUGGUAGGCCAAUUGUCGGGUAAUCCGACGACUGAGGAGCCCCAGAGACGGUUGCGUCCUCAUCCCCACCCACAACCACAGCGUAGGUGGCAACAGCAGCGCCUUGCGCGCACACGUGGUCGUGCCCCAGCGGGACCACUCAUAACGCGACUCGUCCAGGAGUUCUCAGCUGACACCAUGAGUACCAGCGAACAACCAGCCGCUGGUGGUGCUAAAGAUACCCCAGUUGUGCCACCAUCAAAGACUCAAACCCCAACUGAACGGACUACAACAACAACAACACCCGGGACACCUACCAACAAUAAUAAUGAUGCCACCAAGUUUUUCAACGCAUUGCAGGCCCUCGUGGUGGCGGACAGUCCGCGCGGAGUACUACGUUUCGUGCGGAAGUCCUUGGAGAAUAUGGCCAAUUCAUCGGCAAAUAGGGCCUUCUACGACAAUGACGCCACAGAGACGGAGUACACGCGCAACUUGGACGACAACAUUGAGAUCCUCAGUCAGGAAGCUGAGAAUUUGGAGGCAAAGUUUAAGAAGACCGAAGAGAGACUCGUACAGUAUGGACCCAUCUUUGAUCCUGAAAGAUUUGUGGAGCAACAAAAGAAGGAGACAAAGGAGUUGGAUAAGGAUUUGGGUGUUAACAUUUCACCAUGCAAAAGAUUCUUCAAGUUGAAUGAAGAAAUUGGACGUGGAUCCUUCAAGACUGUCUUCCGUGGGUGGGAUACGCACACAGGUGUUGAUGUGGCAUGGUGUGAGCUAUUGGAUAAGAAAGUUAACAAAGUUGAGAGACAACGCUUCAAGGAGGAAGCGGAUAUGCUUAAGAAUCUCCAACAUCCAAAUAUUGUACGUUUCUACAAUUGUUGGGAAGAGACGGUGGGAAAACGCAAAAAUAUUGUUCUUGUCACUGAACUCAUGCUCUCCGGAACACUCAAAUCCUACCUGAGGAGGUUCAAGAAGAUCAAUCCGAAGGUUCUAAAGUCAUGGUGCCGUCAAAUCCUCAAAGGGUUGUCAUUCUUGCACUCUCGUACACCACCAAUUAUCCAUCGAGAUCUAAAGUGCGACAACAUCUUCAUUACGGGAACAACGGGCAGCGUGAAAAUUGGAGAUUUGGGAUUGGCUACUCUCAAGAACCGUAGCUUUGCUAAGAGUGUCAUCGGGACGCCGGAGUUUAUGGCACCGGAAAUGUACGAGGAGCACUACGACGAAGGGGUGGAUGUUUAUGCCUUUGGGAUGUGUAUGCUGGAGAUGUCAACGUCGGAAUACCCAUACAGUGAAUGCAGUGGCCCAGCGCAGAUUUACAAGAAGGUAACGUCUGGGAUAAAACCAGCGAGUUUGGAGAAGGUUGAGAACCCAGAAGUGCGUGAGAUUAUUGAGAGUUGUAUUCAGGUGAAGAAGGAGGAGCGUCCAAGUUGCAAAGAUCUCCUAAAUAGUGAGUUCUUUGGGCAGGACAUUGGUAUUCGAUUGGAGCCAACGCAAAAGGAAGCCUUUAUGGCAAAUCCCGAUCAAACGCGCCUUGAUUUUCGAUUGCGUGUGAUAAAUCCGAAGAAGCGCCCUGCAAAAUACAAGGAGAAUGAGGCUGUGCAGUUUUUUAUUGACUACACUCAAGAUGAUUUUGAUGAAUUGGCUGUGGAAAUGGCCCGUGGGAAUCACAUAUUAGAUGAAGAUAUUCGUGAAGUGGCUAAAUUGCUGAAGAUUCAAGUUAAUAAUCUCGUGGCGGAGCGCAAGAAGUUGCUGCUAAAGGAGGAAAUUGUUGCAGCUGCAAAGGCAAAUAAUGUGAAUCCGGAGCAGGAGCAGCAACAGCAGCAGGCUGCUGCACAGGGACAGAUGUCACAGGGUCAAAUGCAAAUAACUCAGCAACAGAUGCAAAUGACACAGCAGCAAAUGCCUCAGCAGCAAAUGACGCCGCAGCAAAUGCAGCUGAAUCAGCAACAGAUGCAAAUUAAUCAGCAGCAAAUGCAAAUAAAUCAACAACAAAUGCAAAUGUCACAGCAGCAAAUACAAAUGACACCCCAGCAAAUGCAGGUUACUCAGCAGCAAUUGCAAAUGCAUCAGCAGCAAAUGCAGAUGCAAAUGCAAAUGCCGCAACAGCAAAUGCAAAUGCCACAGCAGCAGCAAAUUCAAAUGCCCCCGCAGCAGCAGCUGCCACAGCAAAUACAGAAGCAACAGCAGCAAGUCCCAAAGCCGCAGCAACAACAGCCGGUGCAGCAAUUGCCACAGCAGCAAAUGCCUCAGGCACAGCAGCCACAGAUGCCUCAGCAGCAAAUGCAGCAGAGUCAACCGCAGCAGCAGCAGCUACAGAGGCAAACUUCGGGGACGGCAACACCCGUCCAAGAGACGGCACCCAAGCCGAAGCAACCCAAAACAAGACGCCCAAAUAAAUCAAGUGAACGCCCAAAGCUACAAGUUACAGAAGUUGUCAAUGGCACCGUUCACUGUGUUCUCGAAAAUCGACUCAAUACAAUUACUUUCAAAUUCGACGUAUCAGACAUGAAUCCCGAGGAGAUUGCUAAUAAUUUAAUGUCUCAGCAAUUGCUUCUGGAGAAUCAAUAUGCUUACUUUAUGGAAUUAAUACGGGAUGUAGUGAGACAGUUGAAGAAUAAUCCGAAUCAACUACCACAACCAAUUCAGCCACGUAGAAAUAUCGACAAGGUGAGUCUGGUUCGCCACGCUUCUCUUACGCGUCAGCGGCCGACUUUCAAAGUCCACCAUCGGCAUAGAUCUCGCGACGAAACAUCGACAACAUCUUCGUUGACGCAGAUGUUUGAUCCCCAAAUAAUCAGCCAUGAGCCACUACAGGCUGGCUUUUUUGUGCGCUGUGACGACCCACAUACAAGUGGUACAACAGGGAGUGAUGAGAGUGUUGGGAGUGGUGAGCAUGAUCGGCAGGAUGAUGCGAUAUCACGUAAAACAAGUACAGCUAGUGAAUGUACGCUGUCAUCGUCGGAGUAUACGCCAGAGAAUACUGUUGUGGGUGGUGUGGAUGAGGAGAAGGGUGCUGCUGUUGCUGCUACGCCGAUGGUGCGAAAAGUUUCGCGUUUCACGGUGACCCCACUAGAGGGGGUUGUGGCGGCAGAUGAUGUUGAUGAGGCACCACCAGAGGUUGCUCCCGAAGCACCAACAACACGUCCCGUUGGACCAGAGCACAUUAAUACGCUGGAGCAGCUGAAGAUUGAACUGGAGAACAUUACGCACGCUCAUGUGCCGGCAAUUGUGAAGCACAAGGAUGUGAGUGUUCAGGGUGGGGCAUCGGGUCAGGCCACACCCAAUAUAAAUCGGGAAGAGGUGCAUGGUCCGGAGGAGAUGUGCCAGAGUCCCAUGACUGAGGGUACACUCUUACCAGCUGAAGCGCCACCACAACGUGUGGUAACACCCCGAAGUGACAGCCCUGCAAGGGAGGAGCUACCGACCAAAGAGGCCACGCCAAUCGUGUCACCAACCGAAGAAGCGGAGCCACCAAAACAAAUGGAUGUGGUUAAGACACCACAACCAUCUGCUGAAACACCCCCGGAGGAGAUGAAGAAGCCUGAACCAGUUAGGAAGGUAUCGCGCUUCCAGGUGUCAACUGUGAAGGAGGUAAAGCCACAGGUAACGCCUGUUGAGGCCACACCUCCAAAUGACGGUGACACCCUAACGCGGCAGCAUUCGUGCAAUCAUCUGCCGCUAGGUGUACCCGUUUCCGGUGCCUGCACCAUUCCCAUUGUCAGCCUGCCCCCAAUUGGGGCAACAGAGGAGCAGGAUAGGGUGGCACUACAGCCACAAUUUUCCGGAGAUACGGAAUUGAAGAGAAAUCUCGACGUGGCCAAAACGAAUCUGUCCAAGAUGCAACUGGAGGCCAAGUCACGGCAACAGCUGCAACUUUUGCUUUCGCGUCAACAUCUAGAGGAGGAGGAGCUUCGACUGCGUCACUUUAUGGAACUAGAAAAGUUUCAAAAGAGCGGUUUGUACCUACUGAAAAACAUGGCGGAUUUUUUAAAAGGAAAACUGUGCUAAUUUGUCUGUUUUUAUUGUUUUUAGUGGCCGCUCAAAUGGAGCAGGAAUAGCCUGGCCCGGAAACGUGAUACAAUGGCCAUGGGGUUCUCUCAAAAGCAACUGUUUAACUGUCCCUGUAUUUUCUUUCUUUUGUAGAUAUUAUCAGUAAAUACAUUUAGCGACCGAAAAAAA
Molecule: messenger RNA, 4925 nt
Organism: Lutzomyia longipalpis
Lineage: Eukaryota; Metazoa; Arthropoda; Insecta; Diptera; Psychodidae
Product: serine/threonine-protein kinase WNK3-like
Exons: 13
Coding region: 945-4754 (1269 amino acids)
Biological process (GO): intracellular signal transduction; protein phosphorylation; negative regulation of sodium ion transport
Cellular component (GO): cytoplasm
Molecular function (GO): potassium channel inhibitor activity; ATP binding; chloride channel inhibitor activity
Source: RefSeq, a predicted model, not a curated record